Messenger RNA from Prinia subflava (tawny-flanked prinia), 868 nucleotides. Its product is annotated as avidin-like. The transcript has 5 exons. The record is from RefSeq and is a predicted model, not a curated record. The coding region runs from base 174 to 725 and encodes 183 amino acids. Gene Ontology annotation, molecular function: biotin binding. NCBI's taxonomy places the organism in Eukaryota, Metazoa, Chordata, Aves, Passeriformes, Cisticolidae.
CUGUUCCCACCGGUCCCUCUCUCCUUUCGUUUCCUUGUCCCAGUACCAGCCUUCCCCGCAGACACGUCCCGAGGCUUUCCCGGAAACCGUGGCGGAGCCGCAGAAUAAAAGUCUGUGAGUCACGGUCACGGCGGAUUCUUUGCCACCCGAGCUGCAGCCCGAGCUGCAUCCCGAUGAGCCGCCGCAUUUUCUCCGUUCUCGCUCUGCCUGUAGGGGUGUCCGUGGCCGCUGCCGCCUCAGGCUUCCAGCUCCUCUGCCAGGAAGGUAAGCACCCUGGGGAGAAAAAGGCCAGUGAGAAAGAGGAAAAGGCAACCAAAAGCAGGAGCUGGCUGGGGAAAGGCACAAGGGAUAUCAAGACAUGCAACCUGACCGGCUGGUGGAAGAAUGAUCUGGGCUCCAAGAUGCAAGUGUUCAACGUUGACAAUGACGGAACCUUCUUUGGCGAGUACCACACCGCUGUGUCAAGUGCCAAGAAACCCAUCCAGCCAUCCCCACUGAUUGGCUCCCAGCACCUGGAUGAGGAUGGAAAGUGCACUUUUGGCUUCACUGUCAACUGGAAGAAGUUCUCAGACUCCACAGCUGUCUUUGUGGGCCAGUGCUUCAAUGGGGAUGAUGGGAAGGAGGUCCUGCACACCUCCUGGUUGCUGCGGGAGAAAGUUGACUUGGAGCCAGAUGACUGGAGAGCCACCAGGACCGGCCGGAACACCUUCACUCGAAUGGGCUGAAAGGGGGAGAAGCAUCUUAUUCUGGCAACACUUGGGAGAUAGGAGUCCUUUGAGCAGGAUCGGUGUGUACCAGCAUGCCCUGAUGUUUCCAGGUCUGGAGGAUGAAGUCUCAAAAAACACCAAAUAAAUUUAAAUGUAUUUAA